Molecule: messenger RNA, 3402 nt
Organism: Dendrobium catenatum
Lineage: Eukaryota; Viridiplantae; Streptophyta; Magnoliopsida; Asparagales; Orchidaceae
Product: coatomer subunit beta'-1
Exons: 26
Coding region: 225-2945 (906 amino acids)
Biological process (GO): retrograde vesicle-mediated transport, Golgi to endoplasmic reticulum; intracellular protein transport; intra-Golgi vesicle-mediated transport
Cellular component (GO): COPI vesicle coat
Molecular function (GO): protein binding; structural molecule activity
Source: RefSeq, a predicted model, not a curated record
CGCCGUCCAGGCGCUGCUCCGCUUGGUUUUCAUUUGGUUGCUCCCCAGCAUCCUAGCUAUUCUUUUUUCGCUCCUUCAAUCGUUCUGUACCGAAGGAGAGAUUCAGCGGAUCACAUUCUCUACUCCGCCUCCAUUUUCAAAACCCUAAUUCUGAUUCUCGAACCUGUGGAUCUAUCCGUUUCUUUACUCUACGCCGCCGCCAUCACGAUCUGCAACCGGGAAAUAUGCCUCUCCGAUUGGAAAUCAAGAGGAAACUUGCGCAGAGGUCUGAAAGAGUGAAAUCGGUGGACUUGCAUCCUACAGAGCCAUGGAUUCUUGCAAGUCUUUACUCUGGAAGUGUGUGCAUUUGGAAUUAUCAGUCACAGACAAUGGUGAAAUCUUUUGAAGUAUCUGAAUUGCCAGUGCGAUCAGCAAAGUUCAUAGCACGCAAGCAGUGGGUUGUGUCCGGAGCAGAUGAUAUGCUCAUUCGUGUGUACAACUACAACACAAUGGACAAGGCUAAAGUGUUUGAGGCGCACACAGAUUAUAUUAGGUGUGUGGCUGUCCAUCCAACAUUGCCUUAUCUGCUGUCAUCAUCAGAUGACAUGUUGAUCAAGCUUUGGGAUUGGGAUAAAGGAUGGACAUGUACUCAGAUUUUUGAAGGACACUCCCACUAUGUUAUGCAAGUAACUUUUAAUCCGAAGGAUACUAAUACUUUUGCAAGUGCUUCCCUUGAUCGCACAAUAAAGAUUUGGAACCUUGGUUCGCCAGAUCCAAAUUUUACUUUGGAUGCUCAUUUGAAGGGAGUGAAUUGUGUUGAUUACUUUACCGGCGGUGAUAAGCCAUAUUUAAUCACUGGUUCUGAUGAUCACACUGCAAAGGUAUGGGAUUAUCAAACUAAGAGUUGCGUCCAAACUCUAGAAGGUCAUACGCACAAUGUAUCGGCCGUCAGUUUCCAUCCCGAGCUUCCAAUAAUAAUAACUGGAUCUGAGGAUGGAACUCUUCGGAUAUGGCAUGCUACCACUUAUAGGCUUGAGAAUACGCUAAAUUAUGGUCUCGAGCGAGUUUGGGCUUUAGGAUGCAUGAAAGGCUCAAGAAGGGUUGUAAUUGGAUAUGAUGAAGGAACUAUAAUGAUAAAGCUUGGGCGCGAAGUGCCAGCUGCCAGCAUGGACAAUAGUGGAAAAAUUAUAUGGGCAAAGCAUAAUGAGAUUCAAACAGUGAAUAUCAAGACAGUCGGAUCAGACAUUGAGAUAAAUGACGGUGAAAGAUUGCCCUUGGCUGUGAAAGAGUUGGGAAGCUGUGAUAUUUAUCCUCAAAGCCUGAAGCAUAACCCGAAUGGAAGGUUUGUUGUCGUUUGUGGAGAUGGAGAAUACAUUAUAUACACUGCAUUGGCUUGGAGAAAUAGAUCCUUUGGACCUGCUUUGGAGUUUGUUUGGUCAUCAGAUGGGGAAUAUGCAGCUAGAGAAAGUACAUCAAGAGUAAAGAUUUUUAGUAAAACUUUCCAGGAGAAGAAAAGUGUUCGACCAACCUUUUCUGCAGAACGCAUUUUUGGGGGAACUUUAUUGGCUAUGUGCUCUAACGAUUUCAUUUGCUUCUAUGAUUGGGCUGAAUGUAGACUGAUACGCAGAAUUGAUGUGAAUGUCAAAAACCUCUACUGGGCAGACAGUGGUGAUUUGGUUACAAUUGCCAGCGAUUCAUCAUUCUAUAUCUUGAAGUACAAUAAAGAUACUGUUUCUUCACAUGUUGAAAAUGGAAACCCAGCUGAUGAGCAAGGUGUUGAGGAUGCGUUUGAGCUACUUCAUGAAAUAAAUGAGCGUGUCCGAACUGGAAUUUGGGUUGGAGACUGUUUCAUUUACAAUAACUCCUCUUGGCGACUGAAUUAUUGUGUUGGUGGAGAGGUUACAACCAUGUUCCACUUGGAUCGGCCUAUGUACUUGCUAGGAUAUUUGGCUAACCAAAGUCGUGUAUAUCUUAUUGACAAGGAGUUCAAUGUUAUAGGUUACACGUUGCUUCUUAGCUUGAUUGAGUACAAAACUCUUGUGAUGCGUGGGGAUUUGGACCGUGCAAAAGAAGUUUUUCCAUUGAUUCCAAAGGAACAUCUUAAUAGUGUGGCUCACUUCUUAGAGUCUCAAGGCAUGCUAGAGGAUGCUUUAGAAGUGGCCACAAAUCCUAAUUAUCGUUUUGAUUUAUCAAUUCAGUUGGGAAAGUUAGAGGUUGCAAAGGCAAUUGCAGUUGAAUCACAAAGUGAGUCCAAGUGGAAACAGCUUGGAGAAUUAGCCAUGUCUACCGGAAAGUUAGAGAUGGCUGAGGAUUGUUUAUCAAAUGCUAUGGAUUUCAGCGGCUUAUUACUUCUUUAUUCUUCUCUUGGAGACGCUGAAGGAAUUAGAAAACUUGCAAGUCUCGCUAAAGAGCAAGGGAAGAACAAUGUUGCCUUCAUAUGUUUAUUUAUGCUUGGUAAAUUGGAGGACUGUAUUCAAUUGUUGGUAGAGAGUAACCGUAUACCUGAAGCUGCACUGAUGGCGCGGUCCUAUCUUCCAAGCAAAGUCUCCGAGAUUGUGGCAAUAUGGAAAAGUGAACUCAAUAAGGUCAACCCCAAAGCUGCAGAGUCAUUGGCAGAUCCUGAGGAGUAUCCAAACUUAUUUGAGAAUUGGCAGAUUGCUCUUGCAGUUGAGUCUAGCCUUGCCAGUAAAAGGGGUGGAUAUCCUCCUGCGGAAGAGUAUUUAAAUCAUGCUGAGGAGACAAAUAUUAAUCUAGUGGAGGCUUUCAAAAACACUCAAGUUGAUGAAGAAGGGUUGCUAGGUGAAUACGGAGACUCGGAUUAUGCGGGAAGGGUAGAGAAUAAAGAGCGUGCAGAACAGGAACAGGAAGUUGAAGCAGAUGAUUCUACCAAUGGUGCUGUCCUAGUCCAUCUGAAUGAUGAUGAGGAAGACGGGGGUACAAAUAACAAAGGAAUCCCAGCAGUGUAAAUGCAAUUUUUGGGCAAAUGUAGAGACAGUUUUUUUAACUGACUCUCACUCCAAUUAAGUAAAACGACCACCCAGGAUGUCCAGUUUCAAACAUUCUGCCAGUAUAGAUCCAAGGAGUAGUCGCCCUCCACGAACUCAGCAGGUAAUAGCUGGCAAAGAACUCUUCUACUACUCUUUUAUUACCAGACCAGAACCAGAACCAGUGGAUCCCAUCUCAGCUCAUUCUGCCGACGAUUGUAUUUCAAAAUCACAGUAAGCACUAACAAAUUAUUGGAGAAAUCGUCUGGAGAUCAAUCAGAAUGCGUCACGUCAACGCUUCGCUCAGUACCGUGGCUCGAUUUUGCUCGGUACCGCUGCUACCACGGCUCGGUACUGUUGAUGUGACGCAUUAUAGUUUAUCUCCGAACAACGUUCUGCGUUUGACCUCUACAUAAAAUAAUUUCUCAAAUUAUUGACA